Messenger RNA from Oncorhynchus gorbuscha (pink salmon), 2893 nucleotides. RefSeq names its product GATA zinc finger domain-containing protein 14-like. Lineage: Eukaryota; Metazoa; Chordata; Actinopteri; Salmoniformes; Salmonidae. The transcript is spliced from 3 exons. Bases 1 to 2703 code for a protein of 900 amino acids. The record is from RefSeq and is a predicted model, not a curated record.
AUGCUCUUACAACAACCACAGCCAUCCCCACAACAACUACAGCCAUCCCCACAACAACCCCAGCUGCUCCCACAACAACCACAGCAGCUCUCACAACAACCACAGCAAUCUCCACAACAACUACAGCCAUUUCCACAACAACCCCAGCUGCUCCCACGACAACCACAGCAGGUCUCACAACAACCACAGCAGGUCUCACAACAACCACAGCAGGUCUCACAACAACCACAGCCAUCCCCACAACAACCACGGCUGCUGCAACAUCAACAACCAUCCCCACAAAUCCACGGCUGCUUCAACAUCAACAACCAUCCCCACAACAACAACAGACGGUCUUGCAACAACCACAGCCAUCCCGACAACAACUACAGCCAUCCCCACAACGACCACAGCAGCUCUCACAACAACCACAGCCAUCCCCACAACAACUACAGCCAUCCCCACAACAACCCCAGCUGCUCCCACAACAACCACAGCAGGUCUCACAACAACCACAGCAUCUCUCACAACAACCACAGCAAUCUCCACAACAACUACAGCCAUUCCCACAACAACCCCAGCUGCUCCCACGACAACCACAGCAGGUCUCACAACAACCACAGCAGGUCUCACAACAACCACAGCCAUCCCCACAACAACCACGGCUGCUGCAACAUCAACAAUCAUCCCCACAACAACCACAGAUGCUCUUACAACAACCACAGCCAUCCCCACAACAACUACAGUCAUCCCCACAUCAACCACAGCUGCUCCCACAACAACCACAGCAGCUCUCACAACAACCACAGCCAUCCCCACAACAACUACAGCCAUCCCCACAACAACCCCAGCUGCUCCCACAACAACCACAGCAGGUCUCACAACAACCACAGCAGGUCUCACAACAGCCACAGCCAUCCCCACAACAACCACGGCUGCUGCAACAUCAACAAUCAUCCCCACAACAACCACAGAUGCUCUUACAACAACCACAGCCAUCCCCACAACAACUACAGCCAUCCCCACAACAACCCCAGCUGCUCCCACAACGACCACAGCAGCUCUCACAACAACCACAGCCAUCCCCACAACAACCACGGCUGCUGCAACAUCAACAACCAUCCCCACAACAUCCACUACUGCUGCAACAUCAACAACCAUCCCCACAACAACAACAGAUGGUCUUGCAACAACCACAGCCAUCCCGACAACAACUACAGCCAUCCCCACAACAACCACAGCAGCUCUCACGACAACCACAGCCAUCCCCACAACAACUACAGCCAUCCCCACAACAACCCCAGCUGCUCCCACAACAACCACAGCAGGUCUCACAACAACCACAGCAGGUCUCACAACAACCACAGCCAUCCCCACAACAACCACGGCUGCUGCAACAUCAACAACCAUCCCCACAACAUCCACGGCUGCUGCAACAUCAACAACCAUCCCCACAACAACCACAGCUGCUCCCACAACAACCACAGCAGGUCUCACAACAACCACAACUGCUUCCACAACAACCCCAGCUGCUCCCACAACAACAGCAGCAGCACCAACGACAACUACAGCUGCGGCUACAACAACUACAGCUGCACCCACAACAACCACUGCAGCUCACACAACAACCACAGCUGCAGUUACCACAACCACAGCUGCUGCUACAACAACAAUAGCAGAUCCCACAACAACCACACCUGCUUCCACAACAACCCCAGCUGCUCCCACAACAACAGCAGCAGCACCAACGACAACUACAGCUGCGGCUACAACAACUACAGCUGCACCCACAACAACCACUGCAGCUCACACAACAACCACAGCUGCAGUUACCACAACCACAGCUGCUGCUACAACAACAAUAGCAGAUCCCACAACAACCACACCUGCUUCCACAACAACCCCAGCUGCUCCCACAACAACAGCAGCAGCACCAACGACAACUACAGCUGCGGCUACAACAACUACAGCUGCACCCACAACAACCACUGCAGCUCACACAACAACCACAGCUGCAGUUACCACAACCACAGCUGCUGCUACAACAACAAUAGCAGAUCCCACAACAACCACACCUGCUUCCACAACAACCCCAGCUGCUCCCACAACAACAGCAGCAGCACCAACGACAACUACAGCUGCGGCUACAACAACUACAGCUGCACCCACAACAACCACUGCAGCUCACACAACAACCACAGCUGCAGUUACCACAACCACAGCUGCUGCUACAACAACAAUAGCAGAUCCCACAACAACCACACCUGCUUCCACAACAACCCCAGCUGCUCCCACAACAACAGCAGCAGCACCAACGACAACUACAGCUGCGGCUACAACAACUACAGCUGCACCCACAACAACCACUGCAGCUCACACAACAACCACGGCUGCAGUUAUCACAACCACAGCUGCUGCUACUACAACAGUAGCAGAUCCCACAACAACCAUAGCUUCUCCCACAACAACCACAUUUGCCCCCAUAGCAACAGCAACAGCAGCUGCUGCAAUAACAACCACAGCUGCGUCAACAACAACCACAGCCAUCCCCACCACAACCACAGCUGCUCCCACAACAACCACAGCUGCUGCUACGCCAACUAUAGCUGCUCCAGCAACAACCACAGCUGCUCUGAUCAAAGCUACCACAACACCGGCACCUCCACCACCGGAGGUGAAGUUGGAGUUCAAAUUAGAGCAAAACUUCACGGCAGACUUGAAUAAUACAUCUUCAGCAGAGUUCCAAGCAUUAGCAACCAUUGUGGCUACAGCGUUGGACACAGUUUACCAAAACAAAUAUGGAUCCCGUUUCAAUCGCACAGAGGUCCUAGGUUUCAGUAAAGGUUCGGUUGUGGUAGACGCUAAGCUGAUAUUUAACAAUGCCAGCUCAGUCCCUGAGUCCAGUACGGUGGUC